AUGGCGGACCGCGGACGCCGCCGUGGAGGAGGCGGUCGCGGCCGGGGAGACUUUACAGGCCGUGGGAGAGGCGGUGAUCGAGGAGAUCGAGGAGGUCGUAGAGACAGAAGUCGCGGGGGCGGCGGCAGCGGUCGCGGCGGGUGCGGUGGAUUCGAGGCUGUAAAAUUCUGGGGGGAUGAGAUCUUUCCUGCGCCUGAUGCCGAAACCACGAAGCUCGAAGACGCUUCCGUGAAAGACUAUUCGACGAUUCUUGCGCGCACGUCGCUAGUCGAUCAAUUUCCUCGUCGUCCUGGGUACGGUACCGCUGGACGGAGCAUUGUGCUUUGGACCAACUACUUCGACCUGAAAGGAGUUUCAAAAGAUAACUGUUUCUACCUGUAUAGCGUAGCAUUUCAACCUGACAAUCAGCUUUCGAAGCCUAAGAAAAAGCGCCUCAUCCAAAUUCUUCUUGAACGAGCGCCUUUCGCCAGCAUCAGCGUAGCGAGCGAUGGGGCUCAGGUGCUAGUUGCUUCUAAGGAGAUCGACCUUGGUGGGUCCCGCCAAACAUACGACAUUGAAUGGUACCCUACCGAUGGGAAGUCACUCCCUGCAACCACUUCCGACUACUUUGGCAGGCGUUCAGCGGCCCGCAAACGGAAUACGGUGAAGUUACUCGUUGAAGAAAUUGGAACUGCUUCGUUGUCAGAGCUGAUGAAAGACUUGUCCGCAGCAAGAACGACGUAUCCCCUGAAGCUUGAGAUCAUUCAGGCUUUGAACAUUAUACUAUCCUAUGGCUCAAGCACUGGUUCUAACAUAGCGACUGCCCCCCAAAACAAGUUCUAUCCUUUGGGAAAACACCCAAAUUUUGAGAACACGGACCUUGGUGGAGGCCUGGAGGCUCUUCGCGGCUACUUUCCGAGCGUCAGAACGAGCAUUAACAGGAUUUUGGUUAACGUAAAUGUGGCUACAGGGGCUUUCUACAAGUCUGGACCUCUUCUUGACUUGUUGAAAGAGGUCAACUAUGGUCGAGCCCCAAAUGGCCCAGAAGAACACCCACGCAUGGCCGCGUUCGGUAGGAAGCUUCGAAUUGAAACAAACUACAUCCCAGAGACCGAUCGCAGCGGAAAGCUAAGAAAGGCCGGUGACAAGCCAGUAACUAAGCGAAAGGUGCAUGUUAUUGGAGACUUGUCACCUUAUAAAAAGGACAGCAUCAACGCCACUUUCGCUUGGACAGAUCCAAAUGGUCAAACCAAGACCAUUUCCGUUCAGCAAUACUUCCAGCAGAUGUAUAGCAUGACUCUCGCUUUACCAAAUGCGCCACUGGUCAACUAUGGCACUCGAGGCAACCCAAAAUGGAUCCCCGGAGAGCUAUGUAGCGUUGCACCAGGGCAACUAGCCAGAAGAAUUCUCCAAGGCGAUCAAACCCGGGGAAUGAUUCGCUUUGCAGCUCGUCAACCGUACCAAAAUGCUAAGUCCAUCUGCCAUGAUGGCUUGAACGUGAUAAAAAUCAAUCCUGUGGCUGGAGAAUUGAAUACCAACUUGACCAAAUUUGGCAUCGAAGUCAACCCGACGAUGCUGACGGUGCAUGGCCGCGUCCUAAAUGCACCAGAACUGGCCUACAAGUCGCGAAAGCUCAUAACUAGUGACGGUGCCUGGAAUCUUGACACCGAGAUUAUCGGCACGAAGCCAUUUAGCUUGCCAAAGGCUCUCCCUUUGUGGAAUUGUCUUGUGAUCAAAGAAGGUAAUCGUGAGACCGUCGUUGGUGGCGAGCCAAGAGUUAAGGAUCUCUUGGGAUUAUUCACGCAAUUCCUUAAAACAUGCGGAAUGGCCGCAGGCCCUGUCGAAGAGCUAAAGUUUACCUCUAUAAAUUUCUUUGAUCUUCAAAACCGCAACGUGGACAAAGUACGACAGCAACUUGCCCAGGCUAUUCAAGAUUUCCGUGCCUCGCCGAAAUUCCUUUUCGUGCUGCUCCCAAGCGAGAUGGCUCUGCUUUACGACUGUGUAAAGUAUGUUUGCGACAUUAAAUUCGGUAUACCUUGUGUCUGCAACAUCGGAAAGAAAUGGUCCCGAGUCCAACGACAAGCCCAAUAUUUUGCCAACGUCGCUCUCAAAUUCAACCAGAAGUGUGGGGGUAUCAAUCACUUCAUCGACAUAGGCCAGUUGGAGCCCCUGGAUGCACGUACAAUCAUCUUCGGAAUCGAUGUCUCCCAUCCUUCACCCGGCAGUGCAGAAACGUCGCCUAGUAUUGCGGGCGUCGUUGCGUCUGUUGACACCCAAUUCUCACAGUAUCCGGCCAGUAUACGCACUCAGCAGGGACGCAAGGAGAUGGUAACAGAGCUUGAGGAGAUGAUUCUCGAACGGUUACAUCUCUGGAAGAAGUGCAACAAGGGACUUCCGAGCAAGGUAAUUGUUUAUCGGGAUGGCGUCUCGGAGGGGCAAUACAAAGAUGUCAUGGAGAAGGAAUACCCUGCAUUUGAGGAGGCCUUUAAGAAACUAUAUGGAGCAGCGGUGAACCACCCUAAGAUCUCUAUCAUCAUAGUCGGAAAGAGACAUCAUACGCGAUUCUACCCGACCAAGAAACAAGAUGCAGACCCCCACACUAGUAACCCACUUCCAGGUACUGUAGUCGGCCGCGGGGUUACCGGGGAGAAGUUGUUCGAUUUCUUCCUCCUUGCACACAAAGUACUCCAGGGAACUUCAAAGCCUGCACACUACGUCGUCCUCAAGGACGAGAACAGGUUCGGUGCUGACCAGCUUCAAAUUCUAACGCACAAUCUAUGCUACACGUUUGCUCGAGCAACACGAGUAGUUAGUAUUUGCCCCCCGGCUUACUACGCCGACCUGCUCUGCAAAAGAGGCCGUGCGUACCUCCACGGCGUCUUAAAAGGUGAUGGUUCAGUUGCCUUUACGAGUGCGGAAUGGCAGCGCGAUGUCCACCCUGCCCUACCGGAAACCAUGUUCUACCUUUGA
Lindgomyces ingoldianus is the source of this 2949-nucleotide messenger RNA. Its product is annotated as Piwi-domain-containing protein. Lineage: Eukaryota; Fungi; Ascomycota; Dothideomycetes; Pleosporales; Lindgomycetaceae. Bases 1 to 2949 code for a protein of 982 amino acids. Gene Ontology annotation, molecular function: RNA binding; protein binding. The record is from RefSeq and is a predicted model, not a curated record. The transcript is spliced from 4 exons.